This is a messenger RNA of Dreissena polymorpha, 858 nucleotides long. Its product is annotated as ras-related protein Rab-20-like. NCBI's taxonomy places the organism in Eukaryota, Metazoa, Mollusca, Bivalvia, Myida, Dreissenidae. The transcript has 5 exons. The coding region runs from base 137 to 763 and encodes 208 amino acids. Gene Ontology annotation, biological process: intracellular protein transport. The record is from RefSeq and is a predicted model, not a curated record. Gene Ontology annotation, cellular component: endomembrane system. Gene Ontology annotation, molecular function: GTPase activity; GTP binding.
AAUCAACCCCAUUUGUUUACAUUUACUUCCGGAAUGUAAUGGGUGUUUGGAUGACAAAUUUUCUUGUGACGAUAUUAUAUUCAGUUAUUGCGAAAUGACAUAAGAAAACAACAAACCAUUGCAAAAAAUCAUAAUUAUGGCCACACCAGCUGGCGCGAAGAAAAAAGCUGAUGCUAAAGUGAUAAUACUUGGUGAUUAUGCAGUAGGCAAGACUUCAUUGAUCAGCAGGUACAUUGAUGGAAGCUUCAACCCUCAUGAGCCAACGAUCGGGGCUGCAUUUUUCUUGAAGCAGUGGGGAUCAUACAAUGUUGCAGUUUGGGAUACGGCUGGGGAUGAGAAAUACACCGGUCUGUCCUCGUUCUACUGUAGGAAUGCUGGAGCAGCUAUCCUGGCGUUUGACCUGAACACUGCCAGCAGCUACGAGUCUCUCUGGGCAAGGUUCCUACCCCUGCUGGACGCUGCACACGAGGACUGUCUCAAGGUUGUCGUGGGAACCAAACGGGAUAUGCUCAAGGAGACUGACCGCGAAAUAUCUGUUGAUGAAGCAAUCGAGUUCUCCAAAGAAAUCAACAAAAACAUUGACCUUUCAAGACUUAAAGGGGACCCGUAUUUUGAAACUUCUGCCAAAAGUGGAUACAAUGUAUCGCGGGUGUUUGAAUAUAUGUUCCAGUACUGUUUGCCGGACACUAAACUGCAGUUGCCAAGGGACACUAUAGUGGUCAGCAAUGCAGCGCAGCCUGUGUCCAGUCGGUGUUCAUGUUGAAAGUCAUAAAUAUUUUGCCUACUGCAUUCUUGUGUUAUAUGAAUUUGGUUGAUUGGAUGUUUAGUACCUUAUCAUUAAAACUGUGCUUGACAUUA